Molecule: messenger RNA, 2411 nt
Organism: Durio zibethinus
Lineage: Eukaryota; Viridiplantae; Streptophyta; Magnoliopsida; Malvales; Malvaceae
Product: dolichyl-diphosphooligosaccharide--protein glycosyltransferase subunit 2-like
Biological process (GO): protein N-linked glycosylation
Cellular component (GO): membrane; oligosaccharyltransferase complex
Source: RefSeq, a predicted model, not a curated record
UUCCACGACGAAUCAGAAAGUUGAAACUCACUCUAUCCCUUUGAGCACAGCAAAGACUGAGGAGACAAAAAAAAAUAGCACAGACGAAUUUCUUCCACAUUUAUAGAAAUGGCCAGAAGUCUAGUUGGAUUUCUGGUUCUCUUGCUCUUCGUAUCGAUCUGCGAAGCUGGUUCGCUUUUUCAACCGAUCUCCGAUUCUCAUCGAUCUGCUGCUCUUGAGCUUUUCACUUCUGAUCAUGGAUCCUUCAAAAGCUUGGAAGAAACAUACGAGGCACUAAGAACAUUUCAGAUUCUUGGAAUUGAAAAGAAGCCUGAUGUAACCGCCGCGGCUUGCCGUUCAAUUUCGGAAACCAUUGGGUUAUCGUCUUCAACCCCAAAGAAUCUUUUCUAUGCUUUAAAAGCGAAUAGCAUAGCGGAAUGCAAGAUAAACGAGAAAGCUUCUCUGGGCAUUAUUACAAGACUUAAUGCUGCCAUCAAUGGUGCAAGUUCGUUGCUUGACUUCUACUAUUCGGUUGGAGGUUUGGUACUUAUCAAGGAUCAGAAUUCCAAAGCUGACGUUCAUCUUGCUGAUGCUGAGGGAGUUUUCCGCUCAGUCAAGGCUUUCAGCCAGAGUGAUGGAAGGUGGCGUUUUAGUUCGAAUAAUCCCGAGUCUAGUGCCUUUGCUGCUGGAAUAGCACUUGAAACACUUUCUGGAAUUGUUUCAUUAGCAUCUUCAGAACUUGACCAAUCUUUGAUUAGUACACUAAAGAAUGAUAUAAGCAAGCUUUUUGACAGUAUUGAGAAAUACGAUGAUGGGGCCCUUUACUUUGAUGAUAAACUUGUUGAUGGUCGUGAACAUCAAGGUCCUUUAUCAACCACCUCAUCUGUUGUUAGAGGGCUCACAGCAUUUGCAGCAGUCACUGCUGGCAGUCUCAAUAUUCCAGGGGACAAAAUACUUGGAUUGGCUAAAUUCUUCCUUGGCAUUGGAGUUCCUGGCGAUGCCAAAGAUUUCUUCAACCAAAUAGACUCCUUAGCCUGUUUGGAAAGCAACAGGCUUUCCAUCCCACUGAUCCUAUCACUUCCAUCUACAGUGCUUUCCUUGACUAAAAAAGACUCACUCCAGGUUAGAGUUAACACUGUGCUUGGUUCAAAUGCACCACCUCUAACAGUAAAACUUGUGGGAGCUUUUAGUUCUGAUUCAAAGGAUGCAUCUCUAAUUGAAAGCCAGGAACUUAAGUUUGAUGCUGGAACUGGGAUACAUAUCUUGAACAGCUUACCAAAGAGUAUUGAUGUUGGAAGUUACAAAUUUGUUUUUAAGAUUGUGUUUCAUGACCCUGAGCAUAAAAAGGUUUAUGUUACUGGAAGCCAAACAGAAGUACCAAUAUUUGUCACAGGACUUGUCAAAAUUGAAAAUGCAGAAAUUACAGUACUUGACAGUGAUCUUGGGAGCAUAGAGACGCAGAAAAAGCUAGAUUUAGCUGGACAAAAUGCUGUAUCAUUAUCAGCAAACCACCUACAGAAGCUGCGUCUAUCCUUUCAGUUUACAAGUCCUCACGGACAUGCUUUUAAGCCACAUCAGGCAUUGCUCAAGUUGAGGCAUGAAAGCAACGUUGAACACAUCUUUGUGGUUGGAAACUCUGGAAAACAGUAUGAGCUAGUUCUAAAUUUUCUUGGGCUCGUUGAGAAGUUCUUCUAUCUCUCAGGUAGAUAUGACAUAGAACUCACUGUUGGUGAUGCUGUUAUGGAGAACUCUUUAUUACGAGCUAUUGGAUAUGUUGAAUUAGAUCUACCAGAACCACCUGAGAAGGCACCCCGCCCUCCUCCGCAGCCCAUUGAUCCUUACUCAAGAUAUGGGCCCAAAGCAGAGAUAACACACAUCUUCAGGGCUCCUGAAAAGCGUCCACCGAAGGAGCUUUCUCUUGCUUUCCUGGGUGUUACCAUCUUGCCAUUACUUGGAUUCUUGAUUGGGCUAUUACGUUUAGGGGUGAACCUGAAGAACUUUCCUACCAAAGCACUACCUGCCACGUUUGCCAUUCUGUUCCAUGUUGGCAUUGGAGCAGUUCUGUUGCUUUAUGUGCUUUUCUGGUUGAAGUUGGAUUUAUUCCAAACACUGAAACUACUUGGUUUCUUGGGAGUUUUCCUUGUGUUCGUCGGGCAUAGAAUCCUUUCCCAUCUGGCUGCAACAUCAGCCAAGUUGAAAUCUACCUGAGAGAUGAAUGAAUGAAGAAAAAUGAAAAGAGUCUUCUCUUUCAAUAGCAUAUUUAUCUCAGACAUUUUAACUCAAUUUUGUAGGCUCAUUUUGACAUCAUCUGUUAUGAAUCUUAGCAAUUAGUGUUACUUCAAUGAAAAAAAAUAUGCUGAUGUUUAAAGCAUCAAUGACGUUUUAUUUGGUAGCAUCACCGUUAAGAAAAUAUGGCUUUUGAUUAAAAAAUC